AUGUUUAGAUUGAACCCACUUCGAUAUAUGGAAGAAUUCCUUAAUAUAGGAAUUGGACUAAUUAGCACCGUCAAACCGACAUAUCAAGCGAUCAUAACAACAAAUCCAACCGAGGAAGUCGUCGAAUAUGAUCACCCGAUGGUGGUUACAUCGAUAACUCAAAUCCUAACAUCCAAACAUUAUAGACCCGUAAUGAUUUAUAUUUUUAAGAUAUCAUUAUUAUUUGCGAUUAUUAUUUGUACACCAGGAUAUAUUUGGUACGUUGCAGUAAAUUUAACCACCAUGGCCAAAUUAACAGCGAUAUAUAAUACAAGUUGUUUUUGGGCUUAUGUAUUUUCAAUCAUUUUAUUGAAUGAAACAAUUCGAAUAGAGAAAGUUUUUUCCGUAAUUUUAAGUAUCACGGGAGUGAUGGUCAUGUCAUUGUUAAUUCCGAAUGAAAGAGCAAACAAUAUUGAAGUUGGAGAUUUUAUCGCGUGUUUUGGAGCACUUGUUUAUGGAUUAUAUGAAGUCCUUUAUAAGAAGUUGGGAAGUCCUCCUACAACUUCGUUUUUAUUUGCGAAUACGAUAACGGGAUUAAUAGGAUUAUGUACUCUAUUGUUUCUUUGGAUACCUAUACCGAUAUUACAUUAUUUGGGUAUUGAAAUAUUUGAAUUGCCUGAUCCUGAAACGUUUGGAUAUAUCUUAUCAACUGCCAUAGCCGGAGUAUUUUUUAAUGCUAGCUUUAUGUUAUUGAUAGCAUUGACUUCUCCGUUAUUUGCGUCUGUUGGUAUUAUGUUAACCAUCCCAGUCGUUGCUUUGGUUGAUUGGCUCAUUACUAAUACUCCCAUAGGUGUAAAUACUAUUAUUGGUAAUCUCUGUAUAUUAUUGGCCUUUAUAUUAUUAAGUUGGACCAAUAUCAAGGAUAAAAUUAGAUAUAUUUUUUAA
Molecule: messenger RNA, 924 nt
Organism: Funneliformis mosseae
Lineage: Eukaryota; Fungi; Glomeromycota; Glomeromycetes; Glomerales; Glomeraceae
Source: the annotation of a GenBank genome assembly